CGUGCACAUGCAGGGCAUACACAGCGCUAGAGCUAGCCACUGGCCUUCGGGUUAGAAGUUGCACGGCUCAAAGGCGAAUGCCUGUAGCUGUAAAAAGGUGGGGAAAUGGCUCCCACUGACAACCAGCUUUACUCAGAAGGAGGAUGGGGUUGGAUAAUUGUACUUGCUACUUUCUUCUCCAAGUUCAUCGUUUUUGGCAGUUUGAAAGCUUUCGGAGUACUUCUAAAGACCGUGGCGGAGGACCUCGAAACGCAGUUAUGGGUUGUUGGUUCUAUAUGCGCUCUACAUUUUGGUGUGCAGUUUACUUUAUCACCCGUGACUGCGAUGAUAGCCUAUAAAGUUGGUAGUCGGUGCGUAGUUGUCUGUGGAGGCGUAGUCUAUGGACUUGGUUUGGUUCUGGCUUCCCUAUCUUCGCACGUAACUGUCUUUGCUGCAUCUGUAGUCCUACUUGCAGGCACAGGAGCUGCAUGUGUUAUCAAUCCUGUGCACGCAGAAGUCAACUUUUUCUUCAGUGAGAAGUACGCACUAGUGAGCAUCAUCGCUUUGGGCGGAAAUCCACUGGGAAUGAUGUUAUACGGCCCGGUGGCACAACUUCUUCUGGACACAUACGGUUGGAGAGGAGCAAUGCUCCUCCUAGGAGGUGCUGGGUUUUUCCUCAUAACCUGUGGUAUGGUAAUAAGGAGGCCUUCCUCGUCCUACUCAAGAAUCGUGAACGAAGAUGAAGACGACCGGAUGGACGACGUCGCUGGCAGCGUCAACAAUUCAACAAUCCCAUUCAAGAUGGGAGCCAAAACUUGUUCUUCCUUUUUGUUGAUAACUGGAUUUGAUAUAUUCUUCAAUCUUGACUUUCUUCUGCUGAGCCUCUCGAGAAUGCUCUAUGCUGCGGGUUAUGGAGGACUCAUCGUGUACAUGGUUUCUAACGGGCUUUCGCUGGGUCUGAGCCCCAACGAGGCCUCAUACCUGACUGUGGCCUGGGGGAUAGGGAACCUAGCUGGUCUUACGACAGCUGCGAUCGUGCUCCAUACAAAGCUACUGCCGUAUUACUCCACUGCUGUAAUAGGUGGAGCGAUAGCUGCCUUGUGUAUGACUGUUGAUUCUGUCAUUCCCACAUUCAGCGGUCAGAUGAUAAUCAUGCUCUUGACGGGGUUUGGAUUUGAUGUCAUCGUCGAGGUUAAUUCUGUAAGAACGAGAUGUCUACCUUUUGGUGAUGACAGAUUCAUCAGUGUACUUGGCUGGCAAAACUUCAUGGCAGGUUUCUCUUCUACGGUAGGCGGAGUAUUUGCAGGUUGGCUUUACGAUGCGACGGCUAGCUUCCAGUUAACAUUCACCAUGUUGAGUGCAACAGUAAUGUCAUCAGCACUGUGUUUCCUUGUGGAGGUUGUUCUGAAGAGGCAAACGCAAAAUUAAUUUACAUUCCAAUGGGCUCUGUUGUGCUGUCGCGAAGGAAGGGAACGACAGACUAAGGACUGACCUUCGUCCGUACCCGGUCGCGUGUUUGUGGAAAGGUGUUAAAAUUGAAAUCGAUAUUGAAAUUGAUAUCAACGCAAAAUUACAAUACUCUUUCAACUUAUAACAUAUCAAAUAUUAGGCGAUUGUGGAUUGUCAACUGAUUAUUGUAUCACCUGUAGACGGAUUAUGCAAUGAAAGUUUAAAAAAAAAUGAAAACGGCUCUAUACUUAUUACUUUACGGAUUAACCGAAAAAUUAUUUAUUUGUAAAUAUAUAGGUGUUGUUAUGACACUGUGCACAAGAAAAAAAUCAUGUUUUUAACGUCACGUUUGUAAUGAAUUGAAUUCAAGAGCCGUAAAUUUCAGUGGUCUCUCGCCUCGUGGAGUCAAAAUUUAUAUCCCAGGGCGAUAUAAUGAUCAAUUAAGAACAAUGCAAAUGCCCUUACAAUUCAGUCCCGCCCUGCGGUUCUUUGGUACAGUUGA
This is a messenger RNA of Acanthaster planci (crown-of-thorns starfish), 1930 nucleotides long. Its product is annotated as monocarboxylate transporter 13-like. Lineage: Eukaryota; Metazoa; Echinodermata; Asteroidea; Valvatida; Acanthasteridae. The record is from RefSeq and is a predicted model, not a curated record. Gene Ontology annotation, biological process: transmembrane transport. Gene Ontology annotation, molecular function: monocarboxylic acid transmembrane transporter activity.